Messenger RNA from Anthostomella pinea, 1734 nucleotides. The record is from the annotation of a GenBank genome assembly. Lineage: Eukaryota; Fungi; Ascomycota; Sordariomycetes; Xylariales; Xylariaceae.
AUGUCGUGGAGAAGCCAGGGAAUCACCGGAUCCAACAACAUCCCUCUGGGAAAGCGACGAUUCGGUGGCGAAGACGAACUGGACGUGAAGCAAGAAGCCAGUAACGAUGGCUUCGGCUUCUCUAACGGCGAUCGCGAUCUGAAGCGCGGUCGCAGUCCUGAGCCAAGAACUGAUGCAGAUGGCCCGCGCCGCCGCAAGAAGCGAAACCGAUGGGGUGAUGCCUCCGAGAACAAGGCCGCCGGCCUCAUGGGCCUCCCGACCGCCAUCGUCGCGAACAUGACCAGCGAACAGCUCGAGGCUUACACUCUGCACCUGAGAAUUGAGGAAAUCAGCCAGAAGCUUAGGAUCGAUGAUGUCGUCCCUGCUGAUGGCGAUAGAUCUCCUUCGCCUCCCCCUCAGUACGAUAAUCAUGGUCGUCGUGUCAACACUAGGGAAUACCGCUACCGCAAGCGUCUUGAAGACGAGCGACACAAGCUCAUUGAGAAGGCUAUGAAGACCAUCCCUAACUACCACCCGCCUCAGGAUUAUCGCCGGCCCACCAAGACCCAAGAGAAGGUCUACGUGCCGGUCAAUGACUACCCGGAAAUCAACUUCAUCGGUUUACUUAUUGGUCCUCGUGGCAACACCUUGAAGAAGAUGGAAACAGAAUCCCAAGCCAAGAUCGCUAUUCGCGGGAAGGGUUCUGUGAAGGAAGGAAAGGGUCGAUCUGACGCCGCACACGCUAGCAACCAGGAGGAAGAUCUGCACUGUCUCAUCAUGGCCGACACCGAGGAGAAGGUCAACAAGGCCAAGAAGCUGAUCCACAACGUCAUUGAGACGGCUGCUUCCAUUCCCGAGGGUCAAAACGAGCUCAAGCGUAACCAGCUUCGGGAGCUCGCUGCGCUGAACGGUACCUUGCGUGACGACGAAAACCAAGCCUGCCAGAACUGUGGCCAGAUUGGUCACCGCAAGUACGACUGUCCGGAGAAGCAGAACUUCACCGCCAACAUUAUUUGUCGCGUCUGUGGCAAUGCUGGCCAUAUGGCCCGUGAUUGUCCUGACAGACAGAAGGGUGCGAGCUGGCGCAACGACGGACCACCUCGUGCCGCCGCUGGUCGCAUCGGCGGAGGAGAUGCUGUGGACAGCGAAUACGAGAAAUUCAUGCUCGAACUUGGUGGCGGCUCUGAUUCUCAGCCAGCCCGCAUUGAAGCCGGUCCUGGCUCCUACAACAAUGCCGGCGGUGAUGCGAAGCCAUGGCAGCGAGGCCCGACUGGCGCGGCUGCACCUUGGCGUUCGCGCAACAACGACCAGGGCAACGAAGGUGGCGGUGGCGGUGGCGGUGGCGGUGGCCCUGCUCCCUGGCGUGAACGCGGUGACCGCGGUGACCGUGGUGAUCGCAACCGUGGCGGCGACCAUCAUGGUGGAGGAGACUACUACGGCGGCCAAAACUACAACAGCGCCCCUUCGGCUCCCGGUGCAGCUCCGUGGCAACAACCUGCUGCUGGUGGUCAGCCUGCUUAUCCCAGCUAUCCUGGAUACAGCGCUUAUGGCGCACCCCUUGGUGCAGCUUCCGGCAUGGGCCCGCCUCCUGGUCUUCCCAGCAACCCUCUGGGUGCUCCUCCAGGACUUCCGGGCAACCUCAACGCGCUGAUUCAGCAGUACGCAGGCGGUGGAGCGCCGCCUCCGCCGCCUGCUGGCGAGGCUCCUCCGCCUCCCCCAAGCGAUCAACCUCCCCCGCCUCCUCCUGGUGCUUGA